GUAGGUUGCUGUUUUAAUGCUUUUAAUGUUUUUAAUGAUGGAAAACAACAAUGGCGGAGUUUGCGCUCUCUGGUCGCAUGAUAGCGCCUCAGAUAAAGACCAUGGUGAACCACCUGGGGACCAGACAGGACACCAGUGAACUGCAGGAUCGGCUGCAGCAGACACAACACUACACCAACCAACUGGCAAAAGAAACCAACAAACACCUGAAAGAGCUGGGAUCAAUCCCUCUGCCCUCAUCGCCUUCAGAGCAAGCUGACGACAACUCUCGGGAUGAAAAGCUUGUGUCCUUUGAUAACCAAGAUGAGUGUGGUCAGAUGACCACCCAGACGGAGGAAGCGGCCAUCACAGAGGAGGACCUGGAACUCAUCAAGGAGAGAGAAACCAACAUCAGACAGCUGGAGUCUGAUGUCAUGGAUGUAAACCAGAUCUUCAAGGACCUGGCUGUGAUGAUUCAUGACCAGGGAGAGAUGAUUGAUAGCAUCGAGGCUAACGUGGAGAAUGCUGAAGUUCACGUAGAACGAGGAACAGAGCAGCUGCAGAGAGCUGCUUACUAUCAGCAAAAGUCCCGGAAGAAGAUCUGCAUCCUGGUUAUGGUCUGCUCCAUCGUGCUCGUCAUACUCGCCAUCAUCAUCUGGUGGGCGUCCAAAUGAGCCGAUGUCACGCAACCAAUGUAAUCGAUUCAGUCCCCUCCCACCUGCUUGGAAUCAAAAGAACAGUAAGAAAAGGCUCAUCCCUGUACCAAGAUCAGUGGAGCACGUCUACAAAGGGCUUGUCAAUGUGGAAAUUGUAGUUAUCUGAAAUAAUCAAGCCUUUGUGUUCCUUUAAGAACUGUAAGAGGUAAUUUAGGAGAACGAGGACUGGGUUGGUGCAGGGGAGCAAUUCAAAACUUGAGAUUCCUAAAUUAGCGUCACUGAUACAUUUCUUCUUAUUAACUGCAUUAACACUAGCUCUCACUG
Oreochromis aureus is the source of this 959-nucleotide messenger RNA. RefSeq names its product syntaxin-12-like. The coding region runs from base 51 to 653 and encodes 200 amino acids. The transcript has 8 exons. Gene Ontology annotation, molecular function: SNAP receptor activity; SNARE binding. The record is from RefSeq and is a predicted model, not a curated record. Gene Ontology annotation, cellular component: synaptic vesicle membrane; SNARE complex; synaptic vesicle. Lineage: Eukaryota; Metazoa; Chordata; Actinopteri; Cichliformes; Cichlidae. Gene Ontology annotation, biological process: intracellular protein transport; vesicle fusion; vesicle-mediated transport.